This is a messenger RNA of Trypanosoma theileri, 2328 nucleotides long. RefSeq lists its product as uncharacterized. The coding region runs from base 1 to 2328 and encodes 775 amino acids. The transcript has a single exon. NCBI's taxonomy places the organism in Eukaryota, Euglenozoa, Kinetoplastea, Trypanosomatida, Trypanosomatidae. The record is from RefSeq and is a predicted model, not a curated record.
AUGAACAGCAGGACGAAGGCAACCCCGCCACCUUUGGUGGAAAGCGAGGAGGUACAAAUAGAGAGUUUUGGUCGACACCUCUUCGAUAUGUUUAACAAAAAUGUUCGGCCUUCUAUUUUUGACCUACAACUUCGGUACUAUGGCGACUACCUGCACCAUUUUGGGUUUUCCAUCGAGAAGGAAAUGAGACGACAACAACAACCGUCGUUUGCACCAAGUCCAACGAAUGGAAAUGGUGUUCAACAUUUACACCAAUCCCGCAAUGGUUACCACCACAACACUCUGACUCCUGGAAUGUAUGAUGUCGGGGCAUCCGUUGAUGAUCUUGUUGCCGAUGCUGGAUGGGAUAUUGGCAAGGAGGAGCGGGAGGAGGCGGAUGCGCAGGCCCGAUCGGUUGGACCAAUGGAGGGAUGUACAAAGCUAGAGGAGGUGGUAGCGAAAAUUGUGGAACCAUAUAUGCAAACCUCAUGGCGACAGAAUGCUACCCAGUGUGCGAUGAAAAAGAUGCGGGCGAUUUACUACUGGUUAUGCGAGAAUAUGACGGUGGAACUGCCCUCCCCCAACGCUGGGGGUGAAGAGACUACGAAUGCCAACACCAACAACAAUGCCAAUAGCCAUAAUGUUAAUACCAAAGCGGGUAAUGCUGCGGCUGGCGGUGGGAGGCGGUCGGCGGGGCGGGGAGGCGGACGGCGGCCCGCAGCGGGGGACCCUCCGCCACCGGCACCCCCGCCGGCCGACCCCCACGUCGCCGCCCUCGAGCGCCGCACGGCCGAUCCCACCACCCUCGCAGGACUUUACGUCGCUUUUCUGCGAGCCGCUGGGGUGGCGGCCGAAGUGGUCGCAGGAUAUCUACGCGGCCGCGCCCCGGGCGAAGUGUUCCCGUGGGCCUGGAACGUUGUCCACAUCCCACACAACGAGCCGGCGGUGCGACGCUAUCUCGUUGAUGUUGCCCUCUCAGCCUACAACGGGCCACUGCGCCCCGUCACGCUAGCGAAGGACACGGCAGAGGAGCCAGAACAGGCCAAGACAACCGCCCCGAAAGAGACAUCGGCACCAAGGUCUAAGCGAACCGGUACUAUUCAGGAAGAGAAACCAAAGCGGGGUUUGUUAGAGGGACCCACCCUCCUUACUUCUGUGACUCAGACAAAACACAUUGAGAGCUUUUACUUCAACACGCAUCCAGAGGAAUUCUGUGCCACACAUUUGCCUAAUGAUGGACGUCAUACUUUGUUAAUGUCAGCGCCUAGAAAAGUUCAGUGGGAAAACGCACCUUGUCUUACCCAUACUUUCUUUCGUUUCCCAUUAGCGUUAUCUUCUCAUCGGCGCCGCUGUAAUUUCACCGCACGCUCUACGCCUUUUUAUGUUGGUCUUGUUAAUAAUAAACCAGAAGGGACUGAACUGUGUUGCGUCCUAUUUCGAGGUCCCCUCAGUGAGCUACCAGAGGACUGUAGUACAGCUACAUCAAUUGGACCACAAUGGGUUUGGCAUCAACGUGAAGAGGCUACCGGAUGUGAAACUUUUACAAUGAUGGUACCGGAAGCUGGAUACUACAGUAUAAUUAUUGGUGCGAGACGUAUACGUAAAGAUCCAUACAGCACUGUCAUAGCUGAUGAACCAUUUCUUCCUGUUGUGGCAUAUCAAGUAUUGGUGACAUUUGUACCUUGUCAAUUUCCACAGCUUCCAAGACAAAUUUUUGGUCCCUCUGUUUGCAAACUUUUCGCUCCUCUUACUCAUCAAGUUUCUGAGGGUAAAACUCAAUUUAUAGUGAUGCCAUCGUGUGCAAACGUGGCGAGUGUAGCGGUGGUUUCUAAACGCCCAAGUGAUGGUUCUCGGGAAUUGCUUGGGUUUUUACCUUUUGUUGAUAAAUGUGUGGCGUACAUUGGUGAUGUAACAUUAGUUAGUGGCACAGAGGUGGAACUAUGGAUGCUAUACGCUGCCCCAGAUCACAACUACGUGAACGCAGCAAAUCUUCCUCAUAUGUUGACAUCCUUUCAACCAAAUGUCUCACCCGCUCAUUCUGAUGAAGAUGGAAAUCGUGAUGCAAUACAGCAAUUAACAACACCUCAUACUUCACGAUGUGAUUUGUUAUUCGUACCCGUUGUAAUGCGGAUCGAAGUGAAAAAGAUGAUUGCAGCCCUCAAAGGACCUGCUUACAUUCAGCCACAGCCAUCCUUAGAGGAAGAACAACAACUAACACUCCGACGCCUUAUUGGUGUUACUUCCGAACUUUACCACGAGGCAACCGAUAUCGCAAUAAAGAAGUCCAAUCCUGUUGGUUCUUACUUCGCUGAGAAGGGUUUGCCACGGAGGAAAAGUAAAAAUGUAUAA